This is a messenger RNA of Haemonchus placei, 600 nucleotides long. NCBI's taxonomy places the organism in Eukaryota, Metazoa, Nematoda, Chromadorea, Rhabditida, Trichostrongylidae. The record is from the annotation of a GenBank genome assembly.
AUGUUGGCCGAUUUCGAAAAUACUGAGUACACUAUGAAUCACAAUGCAACGAUGAUUUGGUUGAACGCAUACGAAACGCACUUGGAACGAGAGAAAAAUGAGUUGAAUAUCGAGAAGCCAGUUAAUUCUUCUGAAUGGUAUCAUCGAUGUCGUGACUGGUUGUUGGUGGCUGGUGGUCGACGGUUAUGGGAGAAGGACAUGGUUUGGGGACAAAAUGAAGAGGACUUCUACACUUUGAAAGCAUUCCGAUUCCAACUGGGUUUGCGGAACUAUCGCACGCCGACGGACCACACUCACAGCUGCAAACUUAUGCGUGAAAUCGCCUCUAGAUACAGUGACUACAAUGUCACCACAUUCCACGAAUACUAUCCGUUCGCCGAUCAGUACCUCGAACUCAAACCGUCGCUGCAGCAGAACUUCACUCUUGGCCUAUUGUCCAUGUUUGCUGUAACGGUGAUAAUGAUUCCGGAUGCCAGAGCAGCACUGGCGGUUGUUCUCUGCAUUGCGAGCAUAAACGCAGGAGUCAUGGGAUUCAUGACGUUCUGGGGCGUGAAUCUCGACAGCGUAUCAAUGAUAACGGUACGUUAUCAGAGCAUCUAA